Molecule: messenger RNA, 1067 nt
Organism: Culicoides brevitarsis
Lineage: Eukaryota; Metazoa; Arthropoda; Insecta; Diptera; Ceratopogonidae
Gene: opm
Product: transmembrane emp24 domain-containing protein 5
Exons: 2
Coding region: 117-824 (235 amino acids)
Biological process (GO): intracellular protein transport; Golgi organization; endoplasmic reticulum to Golgi vesicle-mediated transport
Cellular component (GO): Golgi apparatus; COPII-coated ER to Golgi transport vesicle; endoplasmic reticulum-Golgi intermediate compartment
Source: RefSeq, a predicted model, not a curated record
CCUAACAUUAGUGAGAAAAAAAAAUAAACAUCAAUUAGUCGCUCUUGAUUUUUUUCAAGCAAUUUUUUAAUUAAAGCUUGAAACUCUUUGAUGUGACGAUAGAAAAUCGCUUGAAAAUGAAAAUGUACAAAAACUUCGUGAUAUGUGUCUUACUCACCGGAUUAACGUUGUCAAUUGUUGACUCAGCUGGCAUCGACAAAGAAAUGACGAUCAUUGUCGAAGCCGGGCAAACCUCAUGUUUCUUCGAAGCCGGCAAAGCGGGUCAAACCAUCGAUCUCGACUACUCCGUCAUCGAUGGCGGGCACGGAGACCUCGAUAUUUCCUUUACAAUUGCCGAGGGCAACGGAAAAAUCCUCUUCACGGACUACAAACGCAGCGAAAACAUUCAUCGGGUCGACGUGAAGCAGGAUCAACUUUAUCGCUUUUGUUUCGACAACACUUUCAGCACUUUUAACCGAAAAACGGUCUUUUUCGAGCUCAUUAUCGAGACGGAAGGCGACAAUAGCAGAGAAAAUUUCGACUAUGAAGGCUUGAAUCCCGAAGAUGUUUACGAGAUAAAAGUUCAGGAUAUUUACGAUUCCGUGAUAAAAGUCAAGGGAUAUCUGACGCGAGCCAAACAGGCGCAAGACAUGCUCAGCACGUACGAAGCACGCGACAGAAACAUCGCCGAACAGAAUUUUCAUCGUGUCAAUAUUUGGUCUUUUGUGCAAAUUCUUCUCAUGUUGGCAGUUGGCACGCUGCAAGUUUUCAUGGUGCGAAGUUUGUUCGACACGGACUCGAAAGCGAACAAAAUUUGGGCGAAAUUCAAACAUUUUUCGUCGUAAUUUUUUGAUAAAUAUUUUUUUCCAGUGAAAAUACAAAAAAAAAACGCAACACCAAAGAUUUCUGCAUUUAAAUAUUUUUUUCUAAAAAAAAAAGAAAGUUGAAAUCUCAGCAUUUAUUUAAUAAAUUUUAAAAAUAAAGCAAUAUAGCAAAAUUAUCACCAUCGAAUAGAUUUUUAGUCCUUGCCAUACAAAAUUAAAUGUAAAAUUAAAAUUAAAUGUAAUUUAUUCAUUUUUAAGAGACAA